AUGCAAACCGUGUCGUUCUAUGUAACACGUCUAUUACCCACUGAACCUAUGGCUCCUAAUGUUAGUCGAGCUCCACUUGUAGGUGAAAUGGGCAGCAGAAAGCAUACUCCGCUUGAUCUUUUCCUGCCUACUUCUCCUUUGCUGAACUCGAUGAGACUAGAGUCACCGGAGUUCUUUUCUUCGUCCCUCCAUCCUCGACAUUUGACCAUAUUCUGCAAUUUUGUCACUGUGCUUUGCACAACGAAUGAUUUCCCGUCCGCUAAUAGACUUAUGAUCUUGAGAUAUCUACUAAAGCAGUUUCAUGUGUUUUGCUUAUAUGACAUUGCUGACCAAGAUUUGCUUGCUGUUAAG
Molecule: messenger RNA, 351 nt
Organism: Cylicostephanus goldi
Lineage: Eukaryota; Metazoa; Nematoda; Chromadorea; Rhabditida; Strongylidae
Source: the annotation of a GenBank genome assembly